AGAAGAAGAAACGGAGUUACAACCCUAUUGUAAGCAGUGUAUGAUUGAAAGUAUGUCUAAAGUAGACAUGUUGAGAGAGGUGGUGAGUGAGCGUCUCACUGCGGCGGCUUUAGAGAUAUUCGGACUGUUUGAGAGAACCGUGGCGGAAUAUGAAGAACAACUAUGUCGUUCUAAAGAGGAGAACGAGCGGCAUCGGAAACUUCUGGACGCUGUUCUGAAGCCGGAAGUCCGUUUACACAGAGCAGUAUUAUCUGGAGAUGUUCAUCAGUCCCCCAACAUUAAAGAGGAACAGGAGCAACUUGUCGCUGUGAAGAGCGAAGAUGAUGAAGAGAAAGCUGAGCCACAGCUUCAUCAGAGACAAGAAGAAAACAGCAGCUCAGCCCCACAGAUGGAGAAAGAGAGGGAUAGAGAGGACUGCAGAGGAUCAGAACCAACCAGAAGCUUAGAUCCUGAUGGCUUUUCACAGCCAGCUCAUGAUUACAACCCUGCAGAUGAACAAGCUGACACUGUGACAUUAACUCCGAUCCAGGCAGGUGUAUCCCUCAGUCCACCAGCUGUGGACGACAGGACUUCAGACUCUAGUGAGCCUGAGACUGACAACAGUGAUGAAGACUGGCAGGAGCCAGGGAAACCUCAGCCAGAUCUAAAAAAGAUCAAGAACAAUAGUGUUCCCAAGGGUAAUAAAGAAGGUAACACUGGUAGGAAGUCUUUGAACUGCUCUAAAUGUGGUAAAACAUUUGAAUCCAAAGACUGUGUGUUGGCAGAAAUUCCUCCAUUCGUUUGCUCCGUUUGUGUUCCAAAACCGUCACAGGUUGCAUGUUUUGUCACAAAUAAGAUAAGUGCCUCAGGGGGAAAAGCCUUUGGAUGUUCAGUCUGUAAGAAACAAUUUGGCUUCAAAUCAGACGCCGUAAGACAUAUGAGGAUUCACACCGGAGAGAAACCCUUCAGCUGCUCAGUUUGCGGGAAUAGAUUCAAUCAGAGCACGGGUCUGAGCUCGCACAUGAGAACCCACACAGGAGAGAAACCAUACAGCUGCUCUCUCUGCCCUAAAAGCUUUAUCCGCAGCGGAGUUCUGGACCGACACAUGAGAGUUCACACCGGAGAGAAACCUUACAGCUGCUCGGUGUGCGACACGCGUUUCUCUCUGAGUCAGACCCUGUUGAAACACAUGAGGAUCCACACAGGAGAGAAACCGUUCAGCUGCUCCGUUUGUGAUAAAAGAUUCCUACAACAGGGACACCUGACGCAACACAUGACACUCCACACAGGGGAGAAGUCUUUCAGUUGCCGUGUUUGUGGAAAAAACUUCACUAGACAGUACCGCGUGAAAAAACAUAAGUGUGUUACUGAGAGUCAGUGAAACUGCAAAACUGCAACACAAAACUGAAUGUCAUACGCCAAAGAUAGAUUAGAGGGUUCAGAUAAGAGCAACAUAAAUCUAUUUAAAUAUUCUUUAAAGAAAGAAUUUGUAAAUGCUUAUAUAUUUAUAUUACUGCGUCCACUAAUGUCCACUGAUUACUGUUAAUGACUCAUGACAAUCAUUAUUGAUAAUGUGCCUAUACUUCAUAUUUAUGCUGAAGUUGUACAGAGACUCAAUCAAUCAAUCAAUCAAUGUUUAUUUAUAUAGCCCAAUAUCACAAAUGUUACAUUUGUCUCAGUGGACUUCA
Molecule: messenger RNA, 1667 nt
Organism: Trematomus bernacchii (emerald rockcod)
Lineage: Eukaryota; Metazoa; Chordata; Actinopteri; Perciformes; Nototheniidae
Product: zinc finger protein 629-like
Exons: 2
Coding region: 41-1360 (439 amino acids)
Biological process (GO): regulation of transcription by RNA polymerase II
Molecular function (GO): DNA-binding transcription factor activity; RNA polymerase II cis-regulatory region sequence-specific DNA binding
Source: RefSeq, a predicted model, not a curated record